Molecule: messenger RNA, 4827 nt
Organism: Epinephelus moara (kelp grouper)
Lineage: Eukaryota; Metazoa; Chordata; Actinopteri; Perciformes; Serranidae
Gene: btg1
Product: B-cell translocation gene 1, anti-proliferative
Exons: 2
Coding region: 331-879 (182 amino acids)
Biological process (GO): negative regulation of cell population proliferation; negative regulation of mitotic cell cycle
Cellular component (GO): nucleus; cytoplasm
Source: RefSeq, a predicted model, not a curated record
CGCUCCGCUGCUCCAACAGCCUCACUCUGGAGGUGGAAAGUACCAGCGGAGGGCCGGUAAACGUGGCAUCAAGGGACCUCCCCCAACCCCCCCCUGUAUUUACCAACAACAGGCGUCUAUUUCCCAACACUGUACCGUCCUGGCGCACGGACUCGCUCUGAAUAAAACUCCCCUCUACCUCGAGAAAUAAAUGCCAAGAGAAACAACACAAGAGCCAACAGAUAAGGACCCCUGCUCGGAAGAAGUGGAGCGCAAGAGUCGGACAAACACGUAAAGAAAAAACAGAAAACACCAAGAAAAGCGCACGGAUCGUCGCCGUUGCCUUUCUCAAUGCAUACCCUUUGUGCCCGGGGAACGAUGAAACCAGAGAUCAGCGCCGCCGUGGGAUUUCUGUCGAGAUUUCUGCGGGUAAAAGGACACGUAAACGAUCGACAGGUCCAAACAUUCAGCCAAAGCUUACAGGACAUUUUGGCAGAGCAAUAUAAGCACCACUGGUUCCCAGACAGGCCCUGCAAGGGUUCAGGUUACAGAUGCAUCCGUAUCAACCACAAGAUGGACCCACUGGUGGGGCAGGCGGGCCAGCGCAUCGGCCUGACCAUCCAGCAACUCUACCUGCUGCUGCCCAGUGAGCUCACGCUCUGGGUGGACCCCUUCGAGGUGUCCUACCGCAUCGGCGAGGACGGCUCCAUCUGCGUCCUGUACGAGUCGCAGCCCUGCUCCGUAGGAAUGCCGACAAUGGCCACCGCCAGCUCCCCCUCAGGAAACAGCGGGGUGGUGAGCCCCAUGGUGGACAGUCACAUCAGCUGCAAGGAGGAACUGAUGGUGCUGGGCAGAGCCAGUCCCUCCAAAGCCUACAAUAUGAUGACUGUGUCCAGUUAAAGAGGCACACACCGUCACCAUCCCCGGCCUACUUUUGUUCAGGGUCACGUCGUGGCUGGUCAGAUCGUGUGAUCAGAUCAGGGUGAGCCUUUUUAAAGCUAAGAAUAUGAAAUGAAAUAGUGAAAGAAGAAAAAAGAAAAAAAAACACAGAGGAUGUGGCCUAUCGUCCAGGUGAUGGAAACCUUGUAGGUUUGAUAUUUUUUACCCUCUCCCCCCAUUAUCAUCUGUUCUGUUGUGUCAUUGGAUCAGCUGGGCACUCCGUUUUUCUAGGAGAGGCUUUAUGGAAAUGGAACUGUUGGGGCAGCUAAACCAACCAACCAACCAGGAACCCCCAUGGAGACUGGCUCCCCUUACCCCCCCCUCGACUGUAAACAACAUGGUGAUCAGCUCCAUCUCUGAAGGGGCUAUCCUUGACUUUGCACUUUCUUACUUGUGGUUACUAUGGGUACACGUUCAACACACCACCGCAAAACACCAAACCCUAAAUUGUAAGGAGUUUUUAUCAGGAACUACCCCUUGAAUUUCAAAAUCCAGAGGUUAUUCAGUUUGUUUUAUUUCCUGGGCAGGGAGGAAGUUGACGUUCAGACUGAGCCUUUCACAAUCCAAGCUCAAGGUAAAGAAACACCCAAUGAGAGCAUCUCUAUUUUCUAUAAGACCCCCCUUUUUGGACCACAGGGAAUUUCUUUAUCUUGUAGCUGGGAAAAAAAAGGCUUCCAGUCUCAACUUCGCCCCCCCCCCCCCCCUUUUUUUACCAUCAACACCGAGCCUCAGAAAAUCUUCAUCUCAACGGUCUGUCGGCCUGUAUGUAAGUGCAAGUGGAAUGUGUUGUGACACCUGUGGACACCGGUGUGUCCUGUUGCACUGUCGCCCUCACAUCACCCAUGUAUGUGUAGCUUUGCAGGGGGAGGGCAGGGGACGCGUCUCCUCCCCCCUCCCCCCAAGUUAAUGAAUGUUGUUGAAAAUCACAAUCAAGUUCCUGUGUUGUUAAUUUUGCCCCCUUUUCCCCCUCCCACCACUUUGUCAUCUCCUGCAUCACCAAAAUUCAAAGUGUAGCAAAAAGGGGGGCCUCUUUUACCCAAAUUUUGGUCAUUUGGUGGCCCUGUUAGAAUUGACAUUGAAUGCACUUUGACGUGAGAUUGUGUGGGAUGUGUACUUUUUUUUUUAAAAGGAGAAAAUCGCCUGCAUUCCAUCCAUUCGAAUGUCAUCUUUUCACGCCGUUUUUAUUGCCCUCCCCAGAUUUUUAGCCGUUUGUUCAUACUGUAGCUCCCAUGUCGGGGUAGACUCGUGUCUAUUGAAUCGGGAGUGUGCAACUCUGGAUUUCAACUUUUUUUUUUUUACACUGUAUUUGUGAACAUUUCAGAGCUGUUGAUUUUAGGCGGAGAGUAUUUUUGGUGGUAUGUUAGAAACAUUCUGUCAUCCGUUCAUAUGGCACUGUUCGCUCUGGCAGGAUGCAGAGCUAAGCUGUUUCCCCCCUCAGACACACACAGAUGGUGAUUUGUGUUGCUGAUAGAAAAGAAAAGUUAGUCUGAAAGGUCUGGACUAAGUGAUGACUGUGUGAGACUUUGGCCAAAGGGAGGUCUGGAGCACCGACUGUUCAGAGAUUAAUUUUAACUUGAAUUUAAAACAACACCAGGCCUUGUCAGCCUUCUAUUUUUCAUUUCUAUUUCCAAGGUCUUGUAAAAAGGAGACUUAUGUGUGCAGUGGAGGUGCAUUGCCUUACAAAGACCUCAUUGUCAUGAAGCCAUUCGUGGUUUUUUAACUAUUAUCAGGCUUACGUGAGCCGGCCUGGUUCAUGUGCUGCCCGGACGCUCGCUGGAGGCGUCCAUAUUCCAGCCUGGCAGCUUCAAAUCCCCCCCUCGCCCGGACGGGUGCGGGGGUUAGAGUGCCUCAAGUGCCACAUAUCACCCCUCAGCUCAGACCUCCUGUUCAGCCAAAAGCAAGCCAGCAUGCUGCUAGCUGACCCCCUGUGGAUGCAGGUAGACUUAAUGUGACACAUAUCAUCAUCCAUCACCGCGAGGAGCUGGGUAGAGGAAGGCGGGGAUGGGGAGCUGGUGUGAGAGAGAGGGGGCCAGGGCCGGACUCUUUUUGUCCAGGGCAGCUAAAAUCCCUCCAGCCCCCUCUCUGGACUUAUUCAACAUCCCCCCACCAAGUCCUCGACCCUCCCUCAGCAGUGAUGGAUAAAAAACAAACCAGCACACGCGCUUGGCGUGCACAAGCUGCACUAGGGGGGCUAGUGAGAGACGAGGAAACAUGGAUCAAAGAUGAAGAAUUGAGGGUACUAGGCCAUUGUUUUCAUCUCACUGGAAUGCGCUGCACUUGAUUACUGAGUUUGAGUAGCAACUUUGUUUACAUAUGAAAGGGUGUGAUGGCUGUCUGACGUACCCCCACUUCACUCCUGGUUGUGGGGCUGAUUGGUUAACAGCAAGCUGGAACAGAUGCCGGGCCGGCUUCGGGUGCUGUUCGGGGCCUUAGCCGCCGGCCAAAUCUGUCACGGCAGGCUGGUUCACCGCUCAUCACCAGACCUAUGGGUGUUUAAGCUCCCCUAAGCCUGAGAGGAUCAUGGGUAAUAGAGCUAUAGCCUUUGACGCACUGCAACCCCUAACCCCCUUCCCCUGCUCUCUGCUGAUACUCCCUUCAGCAAUCUGUGAAAAGCAGUGAUUCCAUGUUGGCCAGAUGGAGAGGAGCUCGCUGGGAUGGGAGCCCAGAGCUUUCAUGGUGGACACCCGUUUUAAAAUCACGCUGCUCCAUUAUAGCUUUUUAUGUCACGUGACAGGAUGUUAUGAGAUUGGUCUAUAUUUCGGACACGAGGCGAUCGUCUCGUCUCACUUUUCUCUUGAUGUAUUUUACAGUCACACUGGUAGAUUUUCUCAUCUUUCCACUCUGCCAUCCCCAUUUUCUCCUCUUCAUCCUCUCUUUUUAAGAGGAUUUUUAGUCUGGUGAUCUAACCCACUUUUAACUGACUGUUUUUUUUUUUUAAAGCUACAAAAAUGUCAAAAAAUCCCCUUAGACACCUUCUCAACUGUACCACCACCACCACCACCCAAAAUGGUUUAAGUCCUCAGUAAUAUUGAUUAUUUAAAUGGCAUCCAUUCAGCUUGAGCGCACAUAGGUUACAGAAAUGUCGUGAGAGUGCUUUGAGUAGUCAGAGGUAAAAAUAGCACAUAAAAUGCACUAAAUAUGUCAAGUUGAAGUUGUGUGACUUUUUUUUCGAGACGCGAGGAGUCUCUCCUGGAAUGUAUUGCCAAACUCAGGCCUCGGACAUUCAAUAAAUACCCGUGUGGAGAAGUUGUGCAUGUUAAGACAUGAAACAGGAAGGGAACAGCAGUUUCGUUGUUGUCGUUGUCGUCGUCAAAAAUUGUCAUCGAUGAGUUGAAUUAUUGCCACUUUCACAUUUGAGGUGUUUUACAUAUUGUAGAAUGUAUUGUAACUGUACAACAUAUGGUAGAGUACAUAACAUUACACAUGGGAAGUGCCAAUAAUUGCUAUCCUGAGGUGUUUUUAGAUUUAUUCCUUUUUGUAUUUCAUCUUUUAACAUGGAUAACGCUUUUCGUAAGUGAAGCCAUUUGUGAUGGGAGUGUUGGCAAGGACCAAAGUUGUUUUGGUAAAAAAAAAAAAAAAACUUAGUUUCCAUGAUCUGUAAGUGUAGACGUAUCCUUUUGUUGUUUUUUUUUCUUUUCAGUUUUUCCUUUUUUUUUCUAUUUACGUACAAAACCAGAAAAUAGACAAAAAAAUCUGAGCUUACCCAAGAAGAAAAGCUGUCUAUCUUGUGAUCUCAUGUCAGUACAUCUUUAUCGUGUUCAGUUUCUUUUCCUUGGGUAUGUUGUGAUGAACUGCUGUAAAUUUGUACAGUUCAUGUAAAUUGAUUGUGCGGAAGUUGUACAGAUUUCUAUAUUUUGGAAGAAAAGUUUUUUUUCUCUGUAAUAAAAGAUUUCCUAUCUUGGCAUCAUA